Molecule: messenger RNA, 899 nt
Organism: Vigna radiata var. radiata (mung bean)
Lineage: Eukaryota; Viridiplantae; Streptophyta; Magnoliopsida; Fabales; Fabaceae
Product: 1,4-dihydroxy-2-naphthoyl-CoA thioesterase 1
Exons: 3
Coding region: 362-850 (162 amino acids)
Biological process (GO): phylloquinone biosynthetic process
Cellular component (GO): peroxisome
Molecular function (GO): 1,4-dihydroxy-2-naphthoyl-CoA thioesterase activity
Source: RefSeq, a predicted model, not a curated record
AAAUAAAAUUGUGGAGUAUUUGUAUAUCUAACUGUAAAAAUAACUAUUUAGCCUAAAAGUUCGCCCUACCAAUGUUUGAACAGUAAAAGGCACUAUUACAGAAGCAAGGCCCAUAUGUCUCAUUCCAUUUCAAAUAAAACUGCUACAACAUGCCUCUAACAAUCAACACUUCCUUCCAAACUUUUAAAUUUCGACGCACCAACUACCCAAUCACAUUCUCUGAAUGCCCCAAACUACCCUCUAAAACAACCAACCAUUCUAUAUUCCAUUUUCUACACCUUUCCCAUUCUGCAAAGCCUCAACCUCCAAAAUCUAAAAACAGAGGAAAGCUCAUAGAUUUACUCUGAUUUAAUUUUUGUUCAUGGAGGAUCAGCCAUCAUCAUCAUCAUCAAAAUCAAAAACAGCUGCUUUGGAUCAACCCCUUCACUUAAUGGGAUUUGAAAUUGAAGAAUUAUCACCACAGAAAAUCUCUGGCCGUCUCCCUGUAACCCAGAAGUGCUGCCAGCCAUUCAAGGUGCUUCAUGGAGGGGUUUCGGCGUUGAUAGCAGAGUCAUUGGCAAGCAUGGGAGCACACAUGGCUUCAGGGUAUAAAAGAGUUGCUGGAAUUCAACUCAGCAUCAACCAUUUGAAACGAGCUGAAAUGGGUGACUUGGUCCACGCAGAAGCUAAACCUUUAAAUCUUGGCAAAACAAUUCAGGUGUGGGAGGUGCUACUAUGGAAGAUUGAUCCUUCAGACUCACAAAGAAGAUCCUUGGUCUCAUCUUCUAGAGUAACCCUACUAACCAAUAUGCCUGUCCCAGUUAAUGCAAAAGAUGCUGCUGAUCCAUUAAAGAAGUUUGCAAAACUCUAAACAUAUGCAUGACAUUAUUUAUCAGUGAAAUUCAAAAUCUGCUUGAAUA